CGCAGUAAGAUGUGCUUUUUGCUUAUCACGGUAUCAAGAGCUGAACCCCAACAUUUCGCUUACCUCGCAUGUUAGGUAAAGACUCUUUUAUUCACUUAAUUGACGAGUCAUUAUCUAACUGGCGAAUUUAAACAAAAAUUUUGGUUGAAUAUGUGGCACGAUGUGCGUGAUCUGUGUCCGUGCAGAAGAUAUAAAGGCGACCACACAUUUUGUAGGAUUAGGGGAACAUGGGUCAACUUAAACGGCCUAAGUGAAUAAACCUGAGGACAAUGAUCAACAGGGUGUCGUUGUUGGAGUUCAAGUGGAUGAUGGAUGGUGUGACUCGGUUGUUGAGGCGGCACGUCUUGGCACUUUGUACGAUUAGGGCGUUGAACCUCAUCCUCGACGGAAGGAGCGUCAGCGGCGGAGGUCUGAAAAAGGCCACUGGUGCACCUUGCUGCUGGUGCUGGUGCUGAUAACACUGCUAGUCAAGAGAACAAGUUCGGGCCACACAGUUGGGGGAAGCAGGUGGUGCUGCAGGCUGCAGACGCAGGGAAUGGAGCGGCAGCAGCGGUCGCGGCAGUGUGGCGCGGGACAGCGACCAGGAAGGAAGCAGCCAUUACUACAAAUCGAUGGGAUAGAAAAGUAUGGGAAAGUUCGACGCCGAGGAAUAUCUGAGACAGUUGCAGGAGGCAGGAACGGAGAAGAAGAGAGGAGGAGCUCCCCAGACCACCAUCAGGCAUCGCUUCACCUUAUACUCAAACGAUCCAGUGAAGGACGAUCUUAUCUGGCGGGCUGUGGUGCAUGGCGAGACAGCGGCUGAUCGCAGAAGGACCACGGAUUACGGCCUUCUCCAGCGCUUCUACCGAGAAUCGUCGUGGCUUGGCAGCAGUGAGAGCAGCGCCUCCCUGACCUCAGGUAAUGGACAGCGACAGGACGGUGACGCUGAUUCCUUUCUAAAGAAACUGCAGCUUACUUAUGGCCAUGUCGCGCAAGGUCCGCCGCCACCCACUACUUCUAACGCGUGUAUUGGGUGGCGCUCUUCAUUCCCAGAACUGAGACUGGAGCGGUACGGCAGCAGAGUCACGGAACAUAAAACAUCUCGAAGCACAGAGCCCUCUCUCGCUCAGAAACACGAACCGCACCAAGAAGAUAAGCACGCCACAACACAUACCCCUCGCCCCGCAACGAAUCACACUUGUCGAAAACAAUCACGAACCAGACAACACACAGUAAAAUAAAAACACAGAAAAAUUUACGAGGGAAAAUAGAAAAUUAUGCCGGUAUAUGAAAUGCAAUAAAGCUGUCA
Scylla paramamosain (green mud crab) is the source of this 1288-nucleotide messenger RNA. RefSeq lists its product as uncharacterized. The record is from RefSeq and is a predicted model, not a curated record. Lineage: Eukaryota; Metazoa; Arthropoda; Malacostraca; Decapoda; Portunidae. Bases 627 to 1220 code for a protein of 197 amino acids. The transcript has 6 exons.